Messenger RNA from Lynx canadensis (Canada lynx), 1893 nucleotides. RefSeq names its product gap junction protein beta 6 (gene GJB6). Bases 388 to 1173 code for a protein of 261 amino acids. The transcript has 3 exons. Gene Ontology annotation, cellular component: connexin complex. The record is from RefSeq and is a predicted model, not a curated record. NCBI's taxonomy places the organism in Eukaryota, Metazoa, Chordata, Mammalia, Carnivora, Felidae. Gene Ontology annotation, biological process: cell communication.
CGGAUGGUCCCCCUUCGACUUGCACAACAGGUUUUAUAAAUACACCAACCGUGUGCAUAAGCGGCCGAGGUGCGGACCUGGGCCCCUUUCCCCCACUUGCUUUGCCGCGUUUUGGAUUUUCUUUGCUUUUACCGAACACCGAUGAACCCUGCUUGGAACGUCCCUGCUUGGGGCAAAGGAAGGCCGGUUCAACCGGGCUAGUGGGUGACACCCUCACUGACCUCCAGAAACUGCGUAGAGAUUUAUAUUCAUGUCGUUACUGUGCCCUGUUGCCUUCUAAGCAAUCAGAUGGUGUAGAAGAAAGCCUGAACCCUUGAAGAGGGACCCUUGCCCUAAUUCUCCUCCAGGCCAAUACCCUGUGACUCCUUGAAAGAAUAAGCCAACACAAUGGACUGGGGUACCCUGCACACGUUCAUCGGGGGUGUAAACAAACACUCCACCAGCAUCGGGAAGGUGUGGAUCACCGUCAUCUUCAUUUUUCGCGUCAUGAUCCUCGUGGUCGCCGCUCAAGAGGUGUGGGGUGACGAGCAGGAAGAUUUUGUCUGCAACACGCUGCAGCCAGGGUGCAAAAAUGUGUGCUAUGACCACUUUUUCCCUGUGUCCCACAUCCGGCUGUGGGCCCUGCAGCUCAUCUUCGUGUCCACCCCGGCCCUGCUGGUAGCGAUGCACGUGGCCUACUACAGGCACGAGGCCGCCCGCAAAUUCAGGCGAGGAGACAAGCGAAAUGAAUUCAAAGACCUCGAAGACAUUAAAAAGCAGAAGGUCCGGAUAGAGGGGUCCCUGUGGUGGACGUACACCAGCAGCAUCUUCUUCCGCAUCAUCUUCGAAGCAUCCUUUAUGUACGUCUUUUACUUCCUUUACAACGGGUACCACCUGCCCUGGGUGUUGAAAUGUGGGAUUGACCCUUGCCCCAACCUUGUCGACUGCUUUAUCUCGAGACCCACUGAGAAAACCGUGUUCACCAUUUUUAUGAUUUCCGCAUCUGUGAUUUGCAUGCUGCUUAACGUGGCCGAGCUGUGUUACCUGCUCCUGAAAGUGUGUUUUAGGAGAUCAAAAAGAGCACAGACACAGAGAAAUCACCCCAAUCAUGCCCUAAAAGAGAGUAAGCAAAACGAAAUGAACGAGCUGAUUUCAGAUAGUGGUCAGAAUGCGAUCACGGGCUUUCCAAGCUAAACAUUUCAGAGCACGGUGUGGCCGACUCAUAACAAAAGUGGUGUCUUCUCCUGAAGGCAAUGCCCACCUAAAAAUCCCCUCUAUAGACUGAAGACUUUGUCUUUAUAAAUGGCUUUCAUAAUCGAUAGACACUUGCGUUAACUUUUUCUAGAAUAAUUGGUGCAGUAAUACGCAACGUAGUCGAGUAUGUGGUCCGUCUCUGAAAACUAAGACACGAUUGCCACUGUGCCUUGAAGUAACCUUAACACGUUAAAUGGACUGUCUUAGUAGGUGUUCCCCGAAAAUUGUGUAACUGUUGUUGGUAAAGAACAUUUAUCUAGAAAUUGAUACUUUGAUUAGUAAAAGGUAUUUUUAUAGGAUUGGAGGUUUUAGUUCUGACUUUGAAUUCAUAUAUUUUUAUAAUGACUGGUCUCUCUUACCUGGAAAAACAAACGAUGCUAGCGUUAGGACGGUGCCACACGAUCUAAAUUUCGAACUUGUGGAGAGUCCGCCUUGUUGUAAGUAGCGUGUUGUGUGGUCUGCUGACAAAUGUACGAGCUGUCGUGGUACUCUUAAGGUGGACGUUGGUCAUCGUACAACACGUUUUUAUCGCCUUCCGGAUGUAGACAGAGCUGUACGGGGAAGCGGGGCGCUUCUGGAAACUGGCCGAUGUGCAGCCGCGGCGAACGGCCGGAAGCAGAGCGCUCGCCUCAAUAAAGACCAGCCCGUGGCUUACCUUUC